Molecule: messenger RNA, 2162 nt
Organism: Stylophora pistillata
Lineage: Eukaryota; Metazoa; Cnidaria; Anthozoa; Scleractinia; Pocilloporidae
Biological process (GO): positive regulation of JNK cascade; positive regulation of canonical NF-kappaB signal transduction; signal transduction
Molecular function (GO): protein binding; signaling receptor activity
Source: RefSeq, a predicted model, not a curated record
UCCCGUUCCCCUUCACUCAGCCAAAAAUGACCCCAGAGAAGGUAGAAGUAUGAGUCACGCUAACUCUGAAGACAAUUUCGUGAUAUUUUUUUUCCACUUUUUGAAUUUCAGAAACUCAAGUCAACCCUAGCUCUUAUCAAGAAAACUCGAGCUCUGACCCUGCUGAAAGCUUAAUGGCUUGUCAAGGAAGUGAGCCCUUAGAGGUUCUCCAUGAUGAUCAAGGAGACGACACAGAUUUUGUUCUUGAGAAUUACAUCCUGGAAGAUAAUCGAGCAGAUGAGCAGGAGCAGUCUCCUGUUAGACAAGACAUGAUAACCAAGCCAAUCACUGGACAAAAUCCAACAGCUCGGCUUGAUGAUCAAAGACACGACACAGAUUGUAUUCUUAAGAAUGACAUCCCUGAAGACGUCAAGCUCGCUGACUGCCAGUAUGGUAUUGACGAUUUUAUUCUGCCACUGGAUGUCGAUUCCACGCCACCUCAAAAGAACUGGAAACAUGUCGCAAACCGGUUUCAAAUUUCCCCAAAAGACAUUCAGAUUCUCGACAAUGAGAACAAGAAGCCAGGGGGAAGCGCAAUGCGUCUUUUGAUUCCAAUCCUGUGCAGCACAAAAUGUGCGACUCUGAAAAAGUUCGUAGACGUCCUCGGAGAGCUGGAACGGUACGAUGUUGCAAACGAAAUUGUAAAUUGGUUCAGAAAAAAACAGGAUAUUACCAGAUGUUCAGAGGAGGGUAAGAACUGACAAUACCCAAGAGAUUGUUAAGUGUCUCAUUAACUUUAUGCACCACGAACAAUUUGUAUAACCGUAACAGUUGAUAAUUGGUAAGAAAAUUACAUGUAACUGGUUGUGUGUAUUUGGAAGAGUCGAAGUAGUUUAAACACAUUUUAAGAAAGUCCCUAGGGAUCCACGCCGGUUCAUAGAUGUUGGUUUAAGAUCAGAUUAGAGGAUCUUUUAAUUAAGAAUUACAAAAAGUAGUGAGACUUUUGUAGUAAAAUUUAUAUUACGAAGUUCGGUGAAAAAUUUAUAUCAUUCUUCUAAGAUUUUGUAAGCUUUUUAACCUUUUCUCUUAGUGGUAAAAGUAUUCCCAUGGUUAAAUAAUUUCUCACCACAGUUUUUUCUACGUCGAUUUGUGGUAAAAAACAAAAAACAAAUCGACAGUGGUUUUACGUGGUCUGUACUCUUAUCGACAAAGACGUUUGACAUUACAGUCACGGUGAUGGAAAUGUUGAGGACUCACGAGGCCCAACCGAUCGAGUCCACAGUGAUGACAAAUAACGUUGUUUAUAUGAGUGUUGACCACGUUACGCCACCGUCGAUUUGUUAAUUAGGUAACGUUCGUAAGUGCAAUUGAGGACCAAGUUUUAUGUUGAAGUCAGAACUUCUUUAUUGUAGGAAAUAUAUGAUAGUAUCAUAUUUUAAAAAUUCAGACAAUAUUUUAAAAUUCAGACAGGCCGGUCGUAUAGUACACGGAAGGUUGUCUGAAUUUAUCUUUCUUCGUAUUAUUCCUUCAUGUCACUUUUUGAUGUGCCAUGAUGAGUUGAGAAAAUACUGCAGCCUAAAGUGUUGGCAGUGAUUUAUCUCACAUUGAGAAGAAAGUAAGCACUGCGUGCUUCAUUUAUUUUAACAAGGAUAUUUUUUAUAUUAUGUUCUAAGGUUAUCCUGUAUGAGAUUCGCCGAAGUUUGAAACUCGGCUUAGUCUGAUUAAUUAACUUUCAAUCGAGUGUCGGAGAAACUUCGCUUGGUUACAUUUACUGUGCCGUCGAGAAAAUUCACACCACCCCAUAAGGAGAUGUGAAAACUAAAAACAAUCGCGACUUGAGAAAAUGAAUUUUUCCAAGGGCAUGAAACAGUUCUCGUGCGUUUAACGACUUUACGUUCUCACGAGCUCGUUAUAACGUUUAAAUUAAAGUUGUUUGAUUGGCCACUGUAAUUAUCCCGCUUUUGAUUUCACGACACGCAAUUGAAAAGUUCCUCAGUUCCCAGUAAUAAAUUACUAGGAAGUAGGAGCCCUGUAUAGCUGUUAUUGAUCUUUUCUAGUUUUUGUCAGGGUACCGGGGCGUAGCUUGGUGAUGUUUCCUGGGGCGCUUUUGAAACUUCUAUGUGAGGUUACUGUUAUCACUAAAUGUUAUUCAAAAGUUUUCGAAUAAACAUGUAAAUCUGCCG